Molecule: messenger RNA, 933 nt
Organism: Lactuca sativa (garden lettuce)
Lineage: Eukaryota; Viridiplantae; Streptophyta; Magnoliopsida; Asterales; Asteraceae
Source: RefSeq, a predicted model, not a curated record
AUGGUGAUCGCAUCAAAGCAUACAACUUAUGACAGCACCAAGAGAAUAGCUCAUCAGCUAACCCUCACAGAGAUCCAAGGAGCAGUAGUGGUCUCAAAGGCUGAGUCUCCCAAAUCUGGAACAAACAAGCGCCAGUUUAAUGGGAAGUAUCCCAGAAAAUCAUCUAAGAAAAGACAAGAAGUGGCAACCAAUUAUGCUGCCACAGUGGUAGAAACCCUUCAACCAAAGUCUGCAUGGUGCAACCAGUGCAACCGUCAUCACCCAGGUGACUGUUAUGUUUGCACGAAGUGCAAGAAAAAGGGGCAUACUGCUAGUUAUUGCAGGAGCACAACAGUCAAUCAGAUAACAAAUACUGGAACAUGCCAUGGUGAAGGAAGAAAGUGUUAUGAGUGUGGAGAGGUUGGACACAUCAAGAGAGAAUGUCCAAAGUUAAGGAGUCAAGGAAGUACUAGGCGUGGCAGGGCAUUUGUGAUCGGAGGUAGAGAAGCUGUCCAGGACCCUUCAGUCGUAUCUGGUACGUUCCUUAUAGAUAAUUUAUAUGCUAUGAUACUCUUCGACUUUGGAGCAGAUAGAAGUUUUAUAACUCUGGUGUUUAGAAAAUUUUUAAGUCAUGAGUCUAGCAAAUUAAAAGAAAUCUAUGAAGUAGAAAUAGCUAACGGUCAAACCGAGAAAACACAUGAAAUCCUUGAAAACUGUCUAUUAACUCUUAAUAACUACCUUUUUCACGUCAACCUCAUGCCAAUGCCUAUCGGUAGUUUUGACGUCAUAAUUGGCAUGGAUUGGUUAUCUUCACACCGCGCUGAAAUUCUAUGUUAUGAGAAAGCCAUACGACUACCCUUACCAAAUAGUGAAGCCCUGAUUAUCUAUGGUGAUAAGUCUGGGAAAAACCUCAAAGUCAUCUCUUGUACCAAGCCCCAGAAAUAUCUACAUUAG